GUUGUGGUUUUGUAAAAAUAAAACAGUUUCUCAUUUAAUAUUAUAUCCAACAUUUGCUCACUUCUGUAGUGUUCAAAGAUAUACAAACCAAUUUACUGUAUUCAACGAUAUAUAAACCAAUUUACUUUAUAUAAGACCAUCUUUGACAAUGCCGUACGCAAAUCAACCUUCUGUGCAUAUAACAGAGUUAACUGACGAUAAUGUUAAAUUUGUUGUAGAAGAUACAGAAUUAAGUGUAGCCAACAGCAUGCGUCGAGUGUUUAUAGCUGAAACGCCUACGAUGGCCAUCGACUGGGUACAAUUAGAGGCAAAUUCCACUGUUCUGAGCGAUGAGUUUCUGGCUCACCGCAUCGGUCUCAUUCCACUGAUAUCAGACGACGUUGUUGAUAAAAUUCGAUACUCUCGCGAUUGCAUGUGUGCCGACUUCUGCACAGAAUGUAGUGUUGAGUUUACAUUAGAUGUGAAAUGUACAGAUGAUCAAACAAGACACGUCACUACAGCUGAUUUGAAAACUAGUGACCCACGCGUUGUGCCCGCUACGUCACGGCACAGGGAUGAAGAUCAAGCAGAUUAUGGUGAAGCUGAUGAAAUUUUAAUCAUAAAACUUCGUAAAGGACAAGAAUUAAAGUUGAAAGCAUAUGCAAAGAAAGGUUUUGGAAAAGAACAUGCCAAAUGGAAUCCCACAGCUGGGGUGUGCUUUGAAUAUGAUCCUGAUAAUAUAAUGAGACACACAUUGUAUCCUAAACCAGAGGAAUGGCCGAAGAGCGAACACACUGAACUCGAUGAAGAUCAAUUUGAAGCAGAGUUCAAUUGGGAAGCCAAACCAAACAAGUUUUACUAUAAUGUUGAGUCAGCAGGUGCAUUAAAACCGGAAAAUAUUGUUUUGAUGGGUAUUGUAGUAUUGAAAAACAAAUUAUUGAAUCUUCAAGUACAGUUAGCACAAGAAGUACAAAAUGAUGCUCUUGCUAUUAAUUAGUAUUCUUAAUUUGUAAUGAUAAUCAUAAAGAACACCUAUAUAAGAUUAAUCAAAAUACAUUAUCACUGUAAUUUUGCUUAAAGUUAAAUAUUUUCACCAAAAUAAUUAUAGCUUUUAUUUAUUUAU
Messenger RNA from Diatraea saccharalis (sugarcane borer), 1102 nucleotides. NCBI's taxonomy places the organism in Eukaryota, Metazoa, Arthropoda, Insecta, Lepidoptera, Crambidae. The record is from the annotation of a GenBank genome assembly.